This is a messenger RNA of Microstroma glucosiphilum, 960 nucleotides long. RefSeq lists its product as hypothetical. The coding region runs from base 1 to 960 and encodes 319 amino acids. NCBI's taxonomy places the organism in Eukaryota, Fungi, Basidiomycota, Exobasidiomycetes, Microstromatales, Microstromataceae. The transcript is spliced from 2 exons. The record is from RefSeq and is a predicted model, not a curated record.
AUGCCUGCCAUCCGCAACCGACCUCGCGUAGACGUGGUGUUACGCGUGCCUAAAGCCCGGCCUUGGUCAGAGAGUGAUGAUGCUUGGUCCUCUGGGGAGAUGGGCAAGGGGACGGCGACGGCGGUGGGAGCAGUGGGAGAGACGGGGCUAUCGGUGGUGGGAAAGGGGAAAGAGAGGGAGGAGGAUGGAGCAGCAGGUGUGGGUGCUAGUGGGAGUGCUCUGGGCGGGGCAACUGCAGUGACAAUACCGGAGAGCUCUCUUGGCUCAAUUCCAGCAACAACUACCACAACAGAUCCACCUAUAGACGGGACAAUACCGGGUCCCUCUGCUGGCCCCUCCUCCUCCUCCUCCUCCUCGGCGGCGGCGAUUCUCCCUCCCCCGCCAAAGACGCGACCGGCAGAGACGUCUUGUGCGGAAUGGAACAGUCUACUGAUCUGGGCCCGUCGGAUGAGGGGACCGCAGUGGGACUCUUCGGUGGGGAUGUGGAUGGUGGAUCAGGGGAGUGAGGAAUACUAUAGCUUCUCAUCUGAUCCAACUCAAUCCAUCCACUCCGGAGGACCUUCCAACACCAUUCCCCCCCUCCCGCCGCACGUCCAAGACCAUGAAUCCUCUCGCGUCUCCUCCGGUUCUUCGACCCGGCCAACAACAGCUACCGCUAAUGCUACUGCCGGGGCUGCCGCUGCCUCCCUCUCCCAACCACACCCCCAGCAGCAGCAGCAAGAUCAACCAGGUCAUCUCCUCGCUCCGCCUCUCCGUGCCGGUCUGCAGCACAAUGAGCACUCCUCGUACACCUCUAGCUCCCACUCGGGAUCGGCGUCUACCUCGUUAGACUCAAAGGCUGUGCCCCUGCUGCCUGGCUCACAGCACCAGCACCAGCAAUCACAGCAGACUCAACAGGCGCAGUAUCCGCUUGGGCAGGCAUUUGGAGGUCAGCAGCGCAGAGCGAGUCCGAGAUGGUAG